UAUAGUUCCUGGCACAUAUUAAAUGCUCAAUAGUUUCUAUUCCUAAUAAUAAUGAUUUGUUACAUGAAUAAAGUAUAACUUUUCACAGCCACUAUCAUCAAAUAGCUCUUUCAGACACUAAAGCUAAAGUUGUACCUCAAUGACCCUAGUGGAGCUGCCUCCCCCUACCCCAUGUCUUACACCCCCACCGCACCUGGUGUUGGCUUCCUCCUUGGGUUCACUGACCCUCAGUUUGUAUGUUCAUCUGAGUGCCUACUUUUCAGACCUGAUCCUGGAUCAGCAAGAACUGUUCAGUGACCUGAAUGACAGUAUGAGGGUUAAAGUACGAGAAGCCCUUCUCAAAAAGCAUCAUCAUCAGAAUGAAAAGAAGAGAAACAACCUCAUUCCUAUUGUUCGUUCCUUUGCUGAGGUUGGCAAGAAGCAGUCUGAUCCACAUUCGAUGGAUAAAAAUGGUCAAACUGUAUCUCCUCAGUCUGUUCUAACUACAAAUCUUGAAGUAAAAAAUGGAGUGAAUUGUGAACACAGUCCUGUGGAUUUAAGCAAGGUGGACCUUCAUUUCAUGAAAAAAAUUCCCACUGGGGCAGAGGCCUCAAAUGUCCUGGUUGGAGAGGUGGAUACUUUGGACCGCCCCAUCGUUGCCUUUGUGAGGCUGUCUCCAGCUGUUCUUCUCUCGGGCCUGACAGAAGUGCCAAUCCCAACAAGGUUUUUGUUUAUCUUAUUGGGUCCAGUAGGGAAAGGUCAGCAGUACCAUGAAAUUGGCAGAUCCAUGGCCACCAUCAUGACGGAUGAAAUUUUUCACGAUGUGGCAUAUAAGGCAAAAGAGCGAGACGAUCUCCUGGCAGGGAUUGAUGAGUUCCUAGACCAGGUGACGGUGCUCCCUCCAGGGGAAUGGGACCCCUCCAUUAGAAUUGAACCACCCAAAAACGUCCCUUCCCAGGAGAAAAGGAAAAUGCCUGGAGUUCCAAAUGGAAACGUGUGCCACAUUGAACCAGAAUCGCAUGGGGGUCAUAGCGGGCCAGAACUUCAGCGUACUGGGCGGCUAUUUGGGGGCUUGGUGCUGGACAUCAAGCGGAAGGCCCCCUGGUAUUGGAGCGACUACCGGGAUGCACUCAGCUUACAGUGUUUGGCCUCCUUCCUGUUCCUGUACUGUGCCUGCAUGUCACCUGUCAUCACCUUUGGGGGAUUGCUUGGAGAAGCCACCGAGGGACGCAUAAGUGCCAUUGAAUCCUUGUUUGGAGCUUCCAUGACUGGGAUUGCUUAUUCCUUAUUUGCGGGACAGGCUCUCACCAUCCUGGGAAGUACUGGGCCAGUGCUUGUGUUUGAAAAAAUUUUGUUCAAAUUCUGCAAAGACUAUGCUCUUUCAUACCUCUCCCUUCGAGCUUGUAUUGGACUGUGGACCGCCUUCCUGUGUAUUGUCCUCGUGGCAACUGAUGCCAGUUCCCUUGUCUGCUACAUAACCCGCUUCACUGAAGAAGCGUUUGCCUCCUUGAUUUGCAUUAUCUUCAUCUAUGAAGCAAUAGAAAAGCUGAUUCACUUGGCAGAGACCUACCCCAUCCACAUGCACAGCCAACUGGACCACCUUAGCCUCUAUUACUGCAAGUGUACUCUCCCAGAGAAUCCAAAUAAUCACACCCUACAGUACUGGAAGGACCACAACAUCGUGACAACAGAAGUCCACUGGGCUAACCUGACUGUCAGUGAAUGCCAGAAGAUGCACGGAGAGUUUAUGGGAUCUGCGUGUGGCCAUCAUGGACCCUACACUCCGGAUGUGCUUUUUUGGUCCUGUAUUCUCUUCUUCACCACCUUCAUCCUCUCGAGCACCUUAAAGACAUUUAAGACAAGCCGCUAUUUCCCAACCAGAGUACGCUCCAUGGUGAGUGACUUUGCAGUUUUCCUCACUAUCUUCACAAUGGUGAUUAUUGAUUUUUUGAUUGGAGUCCCAUCGCCAAAGCUUCAAGUUCCCAGUGUGUUCAAGCCAACAAGGGAUGAUCGAGGGUGGAUUAUUAGUCCCAUUGGUCCCAAUCCCUGGUGGACUGUGAUAGCUGCAAUUAUUCCAGCUCUUCUCUGCACUAUCUUGAUAUUCAUGGACCAGCAGAUCACAGCUGUCAUCAUUAACAGGAAGGAACAUAAGCUCAAGAAAGGCUGUGGCUACCACCUGGACCUACUGAUGGUGGCCAUCAUGCUGGGUGUCUGCUCCAUCAUGGGCCUGCCCUGGUUUGUGGCUGCAACUGUCCUAUCCAUUACACAUGUGAACAGCCUCAAGCUGGAAUCUGAAUGCUCUGCUCCUGGAGAACAGCCCAAGUUCUUGGGCAUCCGAGAACAGAGAGUGACAGGCCUUAUGAUUUUUGUGCUGAUGGGGUGCUCAGUCUUCAUGACAGCUAUCUUAAAGUUUAUUCCAAUGCCAGUUCUCUAUGGAGUUUUCCUCUACAUGGGAGUUUCUUCACUACAAGGAAUUCAGUUCUUUGAUCGCCUGAAGCUCUUUGGGAUGCCUGCAAAGCACCAGCCGGAUUUUAUCUACCUGCGGCACGUGCCGCUGCGUAAAGUGCACCUCUUCACCCUCAUCCAGCUGACCUGCCUCGUCCUGCUCUGGGUCAUCAAGGCAUCUCCAGCUGCCAUUGUUUUCCCAAUGAUGGUUUUAGCCCUGGUCUUUGUCAGGAAAGUCAUGGAUCUCUGCUUCUCUAAGCGAGAGUUGAGCUGGUUAGAUGAUCUCAUGCCAGAAAGCAAAAAGAAGAAGUUGGAUGAUGCCAAAAAGAAGGCCAAGGAGGAAGAGGAGGCUGAAAAGAUGUUAGAAAUGGGGGCAGACAAGUUCCCCUUAGAGAGCAGGAAGUUACUAAGUAGUCCUGGAAAGAACAACAGUUUCAGAUGUGACCCCUCUGAGAUUAAUAUAUCUGAUGAAAUGCCUAAAACCACGGUCUGGAAAGCUCUCAGUAUGAAUCCUGGAAAUACAAAGGAAAAGAGUCUCUUCAACUAAGUCUUUGCUGGGAUGGAAGAUUUGGGCCAUGAGGUGCCUCAGGGAAGUUCUGAUUACAGAGAAAAUGGCGAGUCUCUCAGAGAAGAAGCAAGACCAGCCUUGUCCUUGGUCAUCUCAAAGCCAUGCGGAAGCAUUCAGUUAUUCUUGAUGUGCACUGGAGGGCAUCCAGCUACCCGCCUACCAGCAGCUAGUCAUCAGAUAUGAAUGUGGAAGCAGAAGACCGCCUCCUACUGGCUCUUCUCCUCCUCUUCCUUCUUUUUCUCUUCAGAGCUGCCACCAUUGAAGAUCUAGCUUCCCAUUUUCCAGACAUUUUCUGUGAACUCUCUGUUGGCCUGCUGAGCCAUACGGGUCCAUUCUGCCACUGAGGAUUCCUUCAGUGAGGUCCCUCUUCCUAAAGGGUGGGGUGGGGAAGCAGGAGAAGAACAGAGAGAAAAGGGAAGGCUCUCCAGUCCUGUUAGUGGCUGCAGGCCCCUAGGCAGCCCUGGGCUGUGGUUUGAUUGCUUACCAUGGGGGAUGCUGGUCACACCCAGAGGUUGUCAGGGGUCUGCUACCAGGAGGGUCAGCAUUCAGGCACUGGCAGUGCCAACCACCACAGCCAGGAAGACGCCUCUAACCUGGCUGCGUCUUCAUCACUCCCUAGCAGUGGCCUGCAUAACUCAGUGAGAACCUUGGUUGAUACAAGGGCCAAGAGGGACACUGGAGUUGUUUAAGAUAGGAAAAGGCUCAAGGGAAAAUCAAUAAUGAUAUAAGUGAGGAUGAUCAGCUUCUCCAGGUUUUCAUUGAGGAUAGAGUAAGAGAAUGAGCUUAGAUUGCUACAGAAGGAAUUAGUUUAGAGACCAGGAAGGAAUUCAUGGGCUGAAGAUUUGUCAUAGUGUCUGCUUUCUAUAAUAGAUAUCUGGGAGAGAUUUGAUAACAGUUGUUUGUGAGUAGAAAGGGGGAUAUGGUGUUUUUAUUGGCCAUUUUGUGGGACUAUGUGACAUCUUGCUGCUGUCUCUUGAAGAUACAUUCUGAUUCCAUCCUGGUGAGAUCCAAGUGCUUAUGUACUAUCUCCUUAGCUGCCUUAGUGAACCAUCAUCAGUUCAAUGGACCAAAACCACCUUCAGCCAUGUGGUUUCCUCAUUACCGUGGAUUUCUUUUGGUUGGCAAAUGUUCUGGCUCUCAGAUGUAAAAAGCCACACUGGGAAAUGAACUAUAAGUGGUGAAAUUAAUUUUGGUGUUUCAUUUAAAACUACAUUUAUAAUUUUUCUCAUCUCUUCUAUGAUGGAAUGAAUGUCAAGGGUUUGGGAUCCAGUGUGUGUAGACCUUUCCUUUCUUUGUGCACAGAAUGUGACUAGCUAGCCCGUUGGCACCCAGGGAAUAUAAUCAUACUAGUUUUCCAUCCUGGAAAGUCUUUGUACAGUGGGAAGUUCCCCUGGCAUAUCCUCCUUUCAUAGGUGAAAGAGCUGGCUACAUCACUUUAUUGAAUUCUGCAUUCCUUAAACUCUUAAAAUAUAUUAAUGUAUUCUAGCCUUACUCUACAGACCUUCAAUGUUGAAGGAAUCCUGUGUUUCUUUCAUAUUUCCUUAUCUCUUAGGGCCACAAUUAUUUUAAUACAGAGAUGAUUUUCAAAAUAUUUAACAACUGGUACAGGACAGACACCAACCACUCAGAACGGAUGCCAGCUGUAAACAAGCAGUAUGUGUGGUUGUACCAGUGCCUAUUGGCUGAACGUUACACUGCUUUCAAAUAUUAAAAUGACAUCCCUCUGAAAUGUGAGUGUCGUUCCUGGUUUGUCUGAUUUCUACUCACAAGGCCGUCUUAGGGAAUGCCUCGGCUUCCUUUCAUGUGGUGCAGACAGCAUUGGUUAUGCUUCUUUGAAUUAUGUGGGCAUUAAAAUCUUUGUGAGCCAAAGCUUCAAAUUUUAUCACUUUAGGACAAAUGUAAUAACUUUACUCAUUUACCUACCUAAUUUGGAAAAAUUAGAAGGCAUCCCAUAAAUGGGAGAAGCUUUCUUGCUGACUUCUCCCUGCCCUCUCUAGCUGCUCCCUUGAGCUUGCCUCUUUUUCAUCUUCUUUGUUCCCAGAGAACAUCCUCCCUUUCUUGCUCCAUCUUGCCCCUCCCAUCUUCUCCUGCCAUCCUCUGUAUAGGGAAAUUGGUGACUAUUUUACCUCUUACCCUACCCUCAGCACAGCUGUAAGGAGUGUAACAAAACCAGGUGACAGUGUCACUCAGAAAAAAAUGCCUCUCUUACUACACUGAUGUCUUGUGUUGCCUGGUAUACACCAGGCUGCCUGAGGGGAGGAGACCUGCCUUUGUUAACUGUGCAGUGCAGUUACAGGACCCUGUGUGCACCUUUGGGUCCUUCCCAAGCCAGACCCUGCCAGGUCACUGCACCUUAGGAACAUUAGCUACUUUGGAAGGUGUUGCCAACACUUUUAGGCCAUUAGGUUUUUCUCAAACAAUAGCCAGCCUCAUUUCUGCUACAUCUCAGUGGUAGCAACCAUUCCCUACUCUUAAUCUCUCCUCUUUCCCAAAUCCCACCAAACAUUCCAUCCCAGUCCUGGCUGCUUCCUUGCUUAGGUCUGUGGCUGGUGGCUGUGGUGGCAGAGUGAAGAUAGGUGGUGUUUGGGGUAGGGAACUGGGAGUGAAGGUGAAGCAGCAGCAGUGCAUGUGUAUGUGUGUUUGCAUGUAUGUGUAUCAACAAAUGAGAGAGUAGCCAUACGAUUUCAUUGCUAUAUUAGCCUUUGUGCACCUAGUUGUGGGGAUAUCAAAAGAUAUAGUCAUUCUCCCAUCUAGGGGGUUCCCAUCUUAGACAUCUCUAAUAGAAUAGCUUGAGGACAAAUACAGGCAGAUUAAUCUUUAGAAAAAAAGUGUUUAAGGUCAACAUGAAGGAGAAAUGGAUUUAGAGGUGGAAAGCAAGGUAGUUGGGUGAUUUUUGUGCCCACGUUUGCUUGGGCCAGAGAAGUGGUCUACCUUUUUUAUGACAAGGGGAGCUUGCAGGAACAGUUUAAGUGUUUGCAGGUCCAAUGCCCUGAUAGGCUGGUAGUGUAGACAUAGGAAGGAAGGUUGGGGAUUUAAGAAAAUGAUGGUGAGUGGAAUCUUAGUUCUAAGGGGAAAGAACUGGAGUUUCUAAGUGGGUAGGUUACUUCCUGGUCAUGACUGUUAUGGAAGGGUAGGUCCGGAGAGCAGAUGAAGACCAGCAGAAAUAGGCUGUGAAAUUGCCAAAUACAUUUGGUUGCAUAAAACCCAGACUGGCUCUUUGUGGCUAGAUAUUAUUUCCAGCUUUUGAAGACAGGGUUAUCAAGAGAUAUGGUCUUUACUACAUAUGAUUCCUAGCCCCAUCUCCUUACUUGUAGGAACUUGCCUUUCAAGUAAAGGGGGAGUGAACCACAUAUUUCCAAAAGUAUGUGCAUAGUCAUUAUUUUAUCUGAGAUAUGGGGUUGGCUUUUAACUUAGUCAAAAAUGUCAGAUAUUAUAAAAAGCUGGUAUGUCCUAAGUCCCAGGCUUGGUUGAUAUUUCAGGCUGUGAUAGCUGUGACCUUCAAGAAGUCUCUGGUUUGGGCAACCUGUGGUUUCUGGUCACCCAAAAAAGACAGUUCCUAGUCCUACUUUAUUUUCUACUCACUCUACUCUCCAGACUUCCCUCUUCGUAGAGGAAUCAGUGAUUCUCCCAGCAUCUUCUCUGUUGAUUUCAAUGUCCAUGUUCUGAGUUUCAGGUUUUCCUGAAGUAUAGAAGCAGCCUCGACCCAGGGCCCUGGCUUUCUUUCCUACUAGCAUGAGAAACACUAUCAAUAUAUUCUCUCUGCCACUUUACCAGCUUUUCUAAAUUUCUUUUGCAAGAGAGUCAGCACCUCCUCUAGGACUUUUAAACAGUCAUCUUUGCCAGUUGGUUACUGCACCCUGCUCAAACUUCUCAGGUUUCCAAGCCACAUCCUAGCAGGGCAUCCAGAAACCCUACAGUGAAGGGUUUCUUCUGGUUGUAGCUGUUGGGCCUCCCAUUAGGUAGAAAUCCUUCCAACAGGCCCUGGAUGGCCAAAUGAGACAUCACCCAAGUUCCUCUUCCCUUCACCGUCUCAGCUUUUUCAAGCAUCCUGUACUCCUCUCUUUUCUGCUUUUUCCUCAGUCUUUCAAGCUCUUGGAGGGAAGAAGUUCUUGUUCAGAGGUCCUAAAACCAAUGGGGGUGAUGAGAGCUGUGAGGUUGGACAGUUUGGGGGCUUCUCAGAAAGGGGACUUUAUGUUAUUUUCCUUAUUUAGGGUGAGGGACUAAGAAUUCUCAAGCCCUCAGGCUAAUCCAUAUUUCAGUGUAAGCACAAAAGGACAUUUCAAAGCCAAAUAGAAGUGAUUUUUCUACUAAAUCUGUCCUUUAUGAUUCUCAGUGCCCUUGGUCUCUUAACAUUAAUUAUAGAGAAUGAGUGGUUGACUCAGUUAACAUUUCUUUAUCAGAAGGGAGGGUAAUUUUCAUAACCAAGAGAGAUGUAAAGUAACUGUAUUAUUGCUUGAAGUGUGAAAAGAGGAAAGAAGUGUUAUGUGAACCUUUCCAAUAGGAAAAUUCAGAAAGCAGAAUGAUUCAUCCAUAGGCAUAAUUCUUUUAGGAGAUUCUAUGCUCAAAGGGGAUGGAGUUGUUUCUAAUCCUUCUGGAGAGAAAAGGAAUAGCAUUUUUUUCUUAAACCUAAUCCACUUUCAGCAUUACAGAAUAGAGAACUUUUUUUUUUUGUAGUUGAUGCCAUUAAUAUUUCCUGACAGAGAGAACCCACCCACGGCAUUUUUCUAAACCAGCAGAAAUUAGCAGAGCUUGGGCUUCUCUUAGCAGGUUUGCAAUUGACUUCAACAUGCAGGUUUUUCACAUGUGCAAUGUGAAAGGUUUUUCACAUGUGUUUUCUGUUGGAAACAGAAGCACCAAAUUGAAUGUGCAAUUACUCCUUUUGUAAAAGAGGCCAAAAUCUUCCUCCUCCUUCCUUUCACCCAUAUUCACUCCUCCAGGAUCAUAAACCUCUCUCUUGUUUAUUUGUGUCUGUCUGUCUGAUUGGUUAGAUUCGGCUUCCCUUCUAAGCUAAUGGUGUCAGGUGGAGAGAAGAGCACCCUUCCCACGGAAGGGGACAACUCGAGGUGCUGGUACAUUUCCCUUGUUUUCUAUGUUCUUUCUAGUAGGUCUCAUGUAGAGAUAGAGAUAUUUUUGUUUUAGAGAUUCCAAAGUAUAUAUUUUUAGUGUAAGAAAUGUACCCUCUCCAUACUCCAUGGUGUAGAUAGAACUGAGAACAAAUGUGUCAUUGUGAUAAUCCCGUAGCAAUUUGUGGUAGGAACAAGACCCCUGUCCCUCACCACCAAGUCUCAUGGUCUGUGUCCAUGAACCAGGGCAGGUAGUUGUGACAUUGCAUCUCAUGGACCCCCUGCCCAGACUUGUGUGUGCUCGCCUCACCAGGUAAAAAAUAAAGUCUGUAUAAACUAUU
Messenger RNA from Microcebus murinus (gray mouse lemur), 8396 nucleotides. It is a transcript of the gene SLC4A8, whose product is annotated as solute carrier family 4 member 8. Gene Ontology annotation, biological process: bicarbonate transport; monoatomic anion transport; regulation of intracellular pH. Gene Ontology annotation, molecular function: monoatomic anion transmembrane transporter activity; solute:inorganic anion antiporter activity; sodium:bicarbonate symporter activity. The record is from RefSeq and is a predicted model, not a curated record. Lineage: Eukaryota; Metazoa; Chordata; Mammalia; Primates; Cheirogaleidae. Gene Ontology annotation, cellular component: plasma membrane.